Arachis duranensis is the source of this 1740-nucleotide messenger RNA. RefSeq lists its product as uncharacterized. Bases 1 to 1740 code for a protein of 579 amino acids. The transcript is spliced from 3 exons. Lineage: Eukaryota; Viridiplantae; Streptophyta; Magnoliopsida; Fabales; Fabaceae. The record is from RefSeq and is a predicted model, not a curated record.
AUGAAUUUUAUAAAGAGGUGCUGGGAAGAAAUUGGGACUGAGUUUACAGCUGCUGUGAUUGCGUUCUUUCAGACAGCUAGGUUACCUAAAGACUCUAAUAUCACAUGGGUUGCGUUGGCUCCUAAGUUCGGCGGGGCCAAAGAAAUCAAAGACUUCCGCCCGAUUAGCAUGGUUGGUUGUGUUUAUAAGGUGAUUUCGAAGGUGCUAGUUAGGAGGAUGAGAGCAGUGAUGCCAGAGCCGGUCGGAGAGACUCAAAGUGCGUUUGUUAAGGGACGCAAAAUACAUGACGGGGCACUUAUAGCGUGUGAAACUGUUCAGUGGCUUAAGUUAAGGAAAAAGGCAGCGGCGAUUAUCAAGCUAGAUUUUCAGAAGGCUUAUGAUAGAGUAAAGUGGAGCUUUGUGGACAUUGUGUUGCAGAAGAUGGGAUUUGGUCGAAGAUGGAGGGAGUGGGUUAUGGAGUGUGUCAGUACUUCUUCUAUGUCUGUGUUGGUAAACGGUUCACCGACGAAGCCAUUCAUGAUGGAAAGGGGUUUGAGGCAAGGCGAUCCACUAUCCCCCUUUUUAUUUGUGCUUGUGGUGGAUGUACUACAUAGAAUGGUCAGAGAGGCAGUUAAUAAUGGCCGUAUAUCUCCUCUGUUAGUUGGGAGAGACAAUAUAGAGUUGUCGCAUCUUCAGUUCGCUGACGACACUAUAUUGUUUUGUCCGCCGGAGGAAGAGACUGUAAAGAACUAUCAGAGACUACUACGCUGCUUUGAACUAAUGUCGGGGUUAAGCAUCAAUUUCGACAAAUCCAGUUUAAUACCAAUCAAUUGUGACCAACUGUGGGUGAGACGUAUGUGCAGAUUAUUAGAGUGUAAGGAAGCGGCUCUGCCAGUCAGGAAAGUUGGUGCUCAUCAAGCGCCAAAAAGGCUAGGUGGGCUAGGUGUUGGAGAUGCCAUGAUACGUAACACAGCACUAUUGUUUAAAUGGUGGUGGAGGUUCUCAAAGGAGGAUUGUCCGCUGUGGAAGAAGGUGGUGUGUUCGUGUAAUAAUCUCAAUCCUAACAUGAUGCUAUCCACUCAGACAUUGCCCACUAAAGGAGGUCCUUGGAAGGAUAUCUGUCAGCUACAGAUUAAAGAACAACAUGUUAGAGAGAAGAUGAUAAAUGGGUUGUCCAUGGAGGUUGGAGAUGGGAGAAGAACGCGUUUCUGGGAGGAUGUCUGGCUAUACUGUGGUCCCCUAAAGGAUAGGUUUCCAAGGCUCUUCUCGAUUUCAAUGCAAAAAGGAUGUGUCAUUGGGGUCUGCGGGUUCUGGGACGGGUUAGAUUGGGUUUGGAACUUCCAAUGGAGGCGUGAACCAUUCCAGUGGGAAUUGGAACUUUUGAAUCAGUUACAUGAAACUCUGAGAGUGGUUAACUUAGCGCCAAACAGGGAGGAUAGGAUUGUGUGGAAGUUUGAUAAACAAGGUGUGUUUUCUACUAACUCAUUUGUGCAGGUAUGGUGCGCAUGGCUGAAUCACUUUGAUAGGAAGUGGUCAUUUCCUGGUACUGUAAAGGAACAUUUUCACAGUUGGACAGGUGUAACGACGAGUAAGGAAGAGCGAAAGAAAUGGCUAAUUUGCUUCUUUGCCAUUGUGUGGAACGUCUGGAUGGAGAGGAACAGGAGGAUUUUUCAGAAUGCAGGAAAAAGUGUAGAAGACACCAUCAAUGCAUCUUUUCAGAGUUUUCAGGAGUGGAGGCAUCAGAAUCUCUUAUGUCGUUGA